AUGGGAACAAAAGGGAAGAUGUCUUCAAUGGCCACCCUUUUAAUCUCGCUUGCGGUAGUUAUGGUUUCUUUAAGCACCUUGCCUUCAUCGGCCACGGCAGCCUACCCUUACUCAUCUCCACCACCUCCUCCACCAAAGAAAUCACCACCACCACCACCUAAGCAUCAUUAUGUUUACAAGUCAUCACCACCACCACCACCCGUGCAUAAGUCACCACCACCACCCAUUUACAAGUCACCACCACCUCCUACUCCUGUUUAUAAGUCUCCACCACCUCCAAAGAAACCAUAUGUAUACAAGUCACCUCCACCACCCAUGCCCGUUCACAAGUCUCCACCACCACCAGUAUACAAGUCACCGCCACCACCAGUGCACAAAUCACCACCACCACCUGUUUACAAAUCACCACCACCACCGGUUCACAAGUCAUCACCUCCACCUACACCCGUUUACAAGUCACCACCACCACCUCCAGUUCACAAGUCUCCACCACCACCAAAGAAACAUUACAUAUAUAAGUCACCACCGCCACCUCCUCCUGUUUACAAGUCUCCUCCUCCUCCACCACCAAAGAAAUCAUAUGUAUACAAGUCACCACCACCACCAACUCCGGUCCUCCAUAAAUCUCCACCACCACCAACACCAGUUUACAAAUCUCCGCCACCACCACCACCUGUGUACAAAUCCCCACCACCACCACCACCGGUUUACAAGUCCCCACCACCUCCUCCACCCCCAGUGAAAAAGUACCCACCCCCGCAUUACAUCUACAGUUCACCACCCCCUCCUCACCAUUAA
Messenger RNA from Lactuca saligna, 798 nucleotides. The record is from the annotation of a GenBank genome assembly. NCBI's taxonomy places the organism in Eukaryota, Viridiplantae, Streptophyta, Magnoliopsida, Asterales, Asteraceae.